Messenger RNA from Paracoccidioides lutzii Pb01, 282 nucleotides. RefSeq lists its product as hypothetical. The record is from RefSeq and is a predicted model, not a curated record. The coding region runs from base 1 to 282 and encodes 93 amino acids. The transcript has 2 exons.
AUGGGUCAUUCCAGGUCGAAUAAGGGAUCCAAGGCAACGGGCCAGCAUCAACAUUUUGUGGAGGGAAGUCGUCGAACUGGAUUCUCCCCCAGGGAUAUAGUGGAGAGCCUGGACAAACAAGCUAGCCUUGCCGCCAUUGCCAUCGUCAGCAUCGUUUGUCACAAUGCUGCUGGAUGCUGGGCCCUGGCUCCACCCGCCGGCCCUACUUUAGGAGGAUCGGAUGGCAAGCCGCCUUGGCUACGGGAGGACCCGCCGCGAUCAGAAUUGGCAUCCUUGAAUUGA